UCCCAGAACUCAGAACAGUGCUGGUGAGCGGCUGCAGUCUCAGGGUGGCCAGCAAAGAACUCCUUUUCGGCCUCUGGAUUUCUUUAGAACGUCCAGCUUCCUACAGGGCCUGCUCUGGCCACAAAGGGGAGCUAGGAGCCUGCUCUUCAGGCCGCAGCUUCUCUCCUUCAGCACCACAGAGUUUGCUGCCUGACCCCGACUGGGCCCCCGCAGACCUGAGAGGAAUCAGGUUCCCUGCAGGCAUGCGUGGUGCUCAGUGAUGGGUCAAAGUGAUGGGGUCGGGAUUUCAGCGUAGAGAAGGGACAGAGGGGAGCACAUCUCUCUCAUGACCCGGGGAGCAUUUCUCUCUCAGGACCCCAGCAGCACCAAAACUCUGCUCCUCCCCAUCAGAAGGACAGCCAUGGAGCCGCUCAUGGUGACUCUGCUGCUGGUGGCCUCGUGUGCGUCGGCUGUCCAGGGCUCCCCAGAGGUAGACGUCAAGGAGGCUGGCGUCCACCUGUCCCGGCCCCUGCACAUCGUGGUGGAGCGCAACCUGAUGGUGCUGACGGCGGCCGGCCUGACCCAGAUGCUGAACCAGACACGCUUCCUCAUGGUGCUCUUCCACAACCCAUCCACAAAGCAAUCGAGGAACAUGGCUGAGGAGCUGGGCAAAGCCAUGGAGAUCAUGGGCAAAGGCAAGAAUGGAAUCGGCUUUGGCAAAGUGGAUAUCACAGUGGAGACAGAACUUCGAAAGGAGUUUGAUGUUAAGAAGGCCCCAGAGUUGAAGUUGUUUUUUGAGGGCAACAGAUUGGAGCCCAUCAGCUGCACAGGAGUGGUUGAAUCUACUGCCUUGGUCGUUUGGUUGAGAAGACAAAUUAGCCAGAAAGCAUUUUUGUUCACUAAUGCCCAACAGGUGGCAGAGUUUGUGAAAUCCAGGCCCUUGGUCAUCAUUGGCUUCUUUCAGGAUUUAGAGGAAGAAGUAGCACAGUUGUUCUAUGAUAUGAUUAAAGACUUUCCAGAGCUAACAUUUGGAGCAAUAUCAAUUCACAAUGCCUUGGGGCAUUUCCACGUCACACUGGACAGUGUCCUGGUGUUCAAAAAGGGGAAAAUUGUGAACCGCCAGGAGCUCAUUAAUGACAGCAACAACAAAAACAUCCUCCACCAAGUCAUAAGAGAGCAACUCACCGAUCUGGUGAUUGAAUACAACUCUGAGAAUAAGGAUCUGAUUUACGAAUUGCACAUCCUGAAUCACAUGCUGCUCUUCGCCUCCAAAGCUUCAGAGUCAUUUGGAAUGAUAAUGCAGCAUUAUAAGCUGGCAUCAAAGGAAUUUCAAAACAAGAUUCUCUUCAUCCUCGUGGAUGCGGAUGAACCCAGAAACGGGCGUGUCUUUGAAUACUUCCAAGUCACAGAGGUUGACAUCCCCUCUGUCCAAAUCCUAAACUUGAGCUCAGAUGCGAGGUACAAAAUGCCUUCUGAUGAGAUAACUUAUGAAAACCUCAAGAAAUUCAGCAAUAACUUCCUGAACAGGAGAGCCAAGAAACAUCAGCCCAGCGAAGAGAUUCCAAAAUACUGGGACCAGCGUCCGGUUAAGCAGCUUGUGGGGAAGAACUUCAACCUAGUGGUCUUUGAUAAGGACAGGGACGUAUUUGUGAUGUUCUAUGCACCCUGGUCUAAGAAGUGCAGGGCACUGUUCCCCCUGUGGGAAGAGAUGGGCACAAAGUAUCAAAACCACUCCACAGUCACCAUCGCCAAGAUCGACAUCACGGCCAACGACAUAGAGUUGAUGUAUCUGGACCGGUACCCCUUCUUCCAACUCUUCCCUACUGACUCUCAACAAGCUGUACCAUAUAAGGGAGAACACACUCUGAAGGGCUUUUCUGACUUUCUGGAAAGUCAAGUCAAGACCAGGAUUGAGGAUGAAGAUGAGCUACUAUCUGUCGAGCAAAAUGAAGAGAUAGAAGAGGAGGUAUUAGCUGAGGAAGAGGAGGUGCAUUUCAUGGAGCAGCAAUUACCUGAACAGAAGCUGCCUGUGCUGGAGAAGGCAGCCAAGCUGGAUGAGACAGCUGGGCAGAAGGAAGCAGCUAAGGAGGAGGAGAAAGUGGCUAAGCCAAAGGGGCCUCCAAGAUCAGAGAAGAAACCAGAAAUAAAGGAAGAAUUGUAGCUUUUCCAAAGCCAGGAGAGAAGAUGCCACUUUUCCAGGUUCUGGCAUCAUUUUCUGAGCAGAUCUACUUCAAUAAAAUUAUAUAUCAUUUUGGUGGUUAGGUGGGGGCUGGAUAAUAAAGGUCCUAGA
Messenger RNA from Talpa occidentalis (Iberian mole), 2269 nucleotides. It is a transcript of the gene PDILT, whose product is annotated as protein disulfide isomerase like, testis expressed. The transcript is spliced from 13 exons. NCBI's taxonomy places the organism in Eukaryota, Metazoa, Chordata, Mammalia, Eulipotyphla, Talpidae. Gene Ontology annotation, cellular component: endoplasmic reticulum. The record is from RefSeq and is a predicted model, not a curated record. Bases 326 to 2140 code for a protein of 604 amino acids. Gene Ontology annotation, biological process: protein folding.